AUGAGUGAUCCUGGGCCAUCGAAACGAAAGAGGACGCACAGUCCAGUCACCGAGACGGCGGAUUCAUCACGCGAAAGCAAACGAGCUAAAACAGAACCUUCCGACGAAUGCUACAUUCACUUGCUCCCAGAAGAGAUCCUGUGUCUUAUCUUCAACUUGCUGCGCUUCGAACAGCAGAAGCACUGCGCCGAGGUAUGCCAACGGUGGUAUGGUAUCUUCCGAACUAAGCCGUACCUCCGGCGAAUGACGAUGCGCUUCAGCCACUGUUUCGGGUUCCCGAUCAAUCAAUUCGAUCGGCAUCGGAUGAGCACGUGCCUGAACUGUUUGAUGUCCGAUUGCGGUGUGCUGCAAGAAUUCUUCACACCCGAGUAUCGCCGCUUUCGCGAAGUACUUUACGACAAUCCGAGCGAUGCGGACUGCCCGAUUGUCACGGCUGCGGACACCUUGGUCGAGGACUUUCUGUUCUCGGGCGACCUUCCGGUGGAAUCGAUCCGCUUUACGACUACGUUCGAUCGGGCCCGUGAGCACAUCGGUGAGCGAUUGGAGAAGAUGGAGAAUCUUACCGAACUCAUAUUCGCACUUCUGCCACCGGGUCGCGAUUGGGACGUAAAGGACAGCGAUCCGGAGUGGGUCAUCGGGCACCCGAAGGUCACCGCGCUCACCCUGCAAACGUACAUCGCGAACGGACCGUACCGGCUCGAGUUGCCAAGUUUAAAGUACUUUAUCCACGAAAUCGCCAACGACUGGGAUCUGAACGCAAUGAGGACCGUCAGCGCGCAGCUUGAGCGUCUUGAUGUGAAAUUUUACUUUCCGCGUGCGAUCGAGCAAACAUUCACGUACCCAUUUCCGCGGUUACGCCAGCUGACCAUGAAGCGAUACGGCGACAACAAACCGGGUGAACCAAAUACACGCGUCGAUGAUAUGUCCGCCGAGCGGUUCAUCAAAAGUAUGCCCCUGCUGGAGGAGGUCGAACUUCGGCGCACGAUCAUCACGAUGAAAGCGUUCCGGGCCGUGUGUCUUUUCAGCCCAGCGUCACUGACCAGAUUAACCUUGCUGGAGGUGAAGUUUUCCCGGUCGCUGUUUCUGCACGUGUUGGAGUUGACGAAUCUACAGUACCUGAAGCUUAAGCUGUGCUCAAUCAAGGACGGUGGGCGCAUUCAUAAUGUACCCUUUCCCGAGCUGCGCCACAUGAUAAUGAUCAACAGUGGCACGUGUAUUCGCAUCGACCGCGGCUUGUCAAACAUCCGGACAUUUAAAUACACUAUGGAUAUGCAGCUGCCGAAAGUGUGCCGCUUUAUGGUGGAUCUCGAAGACUUUGAGAUUAAAUUCCGCACAAAGUACCCGAUCGCCGAAGACGUCCGGGACUACAUUCACCAUUUGCCGACACUAUCCAACUUGCGAGUGCUGCGGUUGAGCGGCAUCAAGACGAAUACGAGACCGUGGCAGUUCAUCGCACCGAUGCCAGCCGUCGAGCGUUUGGUGUUGCGGAAGUGCCACCUGGCUCGGUGCGACUUCAAGUUACUGCCGCCCCUAUUCCCGUCUGUCAAAGUGCUGGAGCUGGACGGCACGAUCAUCGCGUACAAACGCCACCCGAACGGUGUCGACCCACUUCGUUACUUCGAGGGCAGGCUGAAGGAGUUCUUCCCGGGAGUGUUGGUCCUGUGUAAAGAUUGUCAGGCGGUGCCACUACCAACGGUGCUAGAAAUGGAGGACGAGCGCCGUUGGCGAUUGAAAGAGUUGAGCGAGACGAAUUUCCUGGAUAUACAAGUAUGGGGCAACGAAUAUAACCGACCGAAAUACAACCGUUACAAGUGGAGUACUGGGCCAGUACAUGUAAGCUUAGAAGACAUUCUCAAUGACCAACGGUAA
Messenger RNA from Anopheles cruzii, 1869 nucleotides. RefSeq lists its product as uncharacterized. The coding region runs from base 1 to 1869 and encodes 622 amino acids. The transcript has 3 exons. NCBI's taxonomy places the organism in Eukaryota, Metazoa, Arthropoda, Insecta, Diptera, Culicidae. The record is from RefSeq and is a predicted model, not a curated record. Gene Ontology annotation, molecular function: protein binding.